AUGUCGUGCCUCUUUAGCAAGGGCCAAGAAGAAGAAGAGACAGCACCACAGGAGGAGGCGAUCUUGAAGCUCCCCAACGGCACGGAACAUCGCAUCAAGGUGUUGAAGCCCACCUGCGGGCAGGACGCCUUUUUGGACAUUCGUGAUCUUCACAGGGCCACAGGAUAUUUCUCCUAUGACCCCGGCUUCACCUGCACGGGCUCAUGCCUCUCCGCCAUCACCUUCAUCGAUGGCCCGAAGGGCGUGUGCCUCUACCGGGGCUACUCCGUGCCUGAUUUGGUGGACCAAGCACAAGCCUUGGAGGUGGCCUAUCUCCUGUUGGUGGGCGAAAAGCCUUCUGUGGCGCAGUUGGCGGAGUUCCGGAAAGAGAUCCAGAAGCACAUGUUGGUCCAUGAGAAGGUGAAGGCCAUGUUUUCAAACUUCACCAUCAAUGCGCACCCGAUGGCCAUUAUGGUCGCUGUGAUUGGUGCUUUAAGCUGCAUCUUCAGCGAGCUGGACCCUUUGGAUGAAGAACAUCGCUGGUUGGCGUGCAAAAGGCUUAUUGCCAAAGUUCCAGUGCUGGCGUGUUGGGCCUACAAGACUUCGAUUGGACAGCCGAUGAUGUAUCCUCGGGCAGACUUAAGCUUUGCAGAAAACUUCCUGUACAUGAUGUUUGCAACUCCCAUGGAGGAGUACCAGGUGAACCCCGUGGCAGCCAAAGCGAUCAAUGCAUUCAUGAUCCUGCACAUGGAUCAUGAGCAGAAUGCCUCCACCUCCACCGUGCGGAUCGCGGGGAGCUCCCAGGCAAACCCUUAUGCUUGUAUCGCCGCAGGCGUGGCUUCACUCUGGGGUCCAGCACAUGGAGGAGCCAACGAAGCGGUCAUCAAGAUGCUAGAGGAGAUUGGCGUCCCUGAAAACGUCCCCAACUUUGUGGCCGACGUCAAAGCCAAGAAGGAGGGUGUGCGGUUGAUGGGCUUUGGACACCGAGUCUACAAGAACUAUGACCCCAGGGCCAAAGUGAUGAAGGGCCUUGUGGCACAGGUGCUUCAGGAGCUGGGCAUUGAGGAUCCUCUGUUGAAAGUGGCGCAGGAGUUGGAGAAGGUGGCUUUGGCCGACGACUACUUCGUACAGCGGAAACUCUAUCCCAACGUGGACUACUACUCGGGCAUCAUGCUCCGGGCCCUGGGAAUUCCCACCUCCAUGUUCACGGUGAUGUUUGCCAUGUCCCGGACCGUUGGAUGGGUCUCCCAAUGGAACGAGAUGGUCUCCGAGGGCCAGAUGCGCAUUGGCCGGCCGCGGCAGCUCUACGUGGGGCCCAAGGAGCGCAAGUGGUCCGAGAGCAAGGGUGCUGGCUACGUCUCGGGCACGGUGAGCACGAGGCGAUCAUCAUCCUUUACAAAGCGAGUACCUGAUGUUCCAACUCGCUGA
This is a messenger RNA of Durusdinium trenchii, 1407 nucleotides long. The record is from the annotation of a GenBank genome assembly. NCBI's taxonomy places the organism in Eukaryota, Dinophyceae, Suessiales, Symbiodiniaceae.